AUGAACAGGGAAAAGGUUGUGGUUCUUCUUGAUGAAAAAAAGUUUAUGCAUCGUGAUGAUAGAUUGAUCAUUCUUUUACGUCAUGUUUUGAGAACACCAACCUACUCAUUGAAAGAUAUUAUUGGGAAUAGAUUACCGAAUGCAUCUAAUUUUUUCCAAUAUCCUUGUGAUGUUGUUAUUGAUGAGAGGAGAUCAUUAUUAUUUGUUAGUGAUUGUGGAGAGUUAAAUAUUCAAGUUUUUGAUUUACACUCUAGGGAGUUAAUGUAUAAUAUCAAAACAGUUGAUAGACCAAGAUUUAUGGCAAUGUAUUGUGACUCCUUGAUAUUUAGUUCCGAAGACGGAUUUGUUUAUAGAUUCGAUCUAGAAACUCGUAGUGAAAUUUGGAAAUCUUCUGGAAAAAUGUCAAAUCCUUGUGGAGUUAUUGUUGAUGAAAUGAGAGGAUUAGUUUUUGUUUGUGAAUGUGGAGGUAAUACCAUCCAAACUCUUUCGGCCGAAACCGGAAAAGUGAGAUCAAUACUUGUUCUGACUCCUAAAAGGCCUACUCUUUUCUACAAUAAUGAUAAUAUUCCUUCAGUGAGCAAUCCCUAUGGUAUUGCAUUCAGUUUGGAUAGAAAUUAUUUUGUAGUUUCUUCAGUUGUUAAUGCAAAAAUUUACUUGGUUGAUAAAAAGGGAAAAAUUGUGCAUUCCUUUGGAGAACACGGCUCAAAACCAAAUCAAUUCAAUUUUCCAUCCAGCUUGGAGGUUUCCUUAAAUCAUUUGGAAACCAAGCUCCUCUAUACAGCAAAGAAGCACUUUACCAGCCAAGAGGAUUGUCUAUCGAUCAUGCAACUGGUGAUCUUUACGUAA
This is a messenger RNA of Naegleria gruberi, 846 nucleotides long. RefSeq lists its product as uncharacterized. The record is from RefSeq and is a predicted model, not a curated record. Bases 1 to 846 code for a protein of 281 amino acids. NCBI's taxonomy places the organism in Eukaryota, Heterolobosea, Eutetramitea, Acrasida, Naegleriidae. The transcript has a single exon.